GCGUUAUAAUUCCUAAAAAUGAAAUUUAUAUUAAAUUUAAUAAUAAUAAAUCCUUCAAUCAAUUACGCAUAUUAAAUUUUCUAGAACUUUAGCGGUUUGGUAGCUGUAAACAGGAUGUAAUUUCCGUUUUAAAUCAAGGAAUCGUAUUGGUUCAUAUAAUACCACUUUAUAUAAAUAGCAAACAAUUCUUAUAAUAAUUCAUUUAUUAUUCAAAAGCAGAUAUAAAUGUAUUAGAGUGUAUGGUAAGCUGUCCAUAUGACAGCAGCCACAGAGUUCUUUUAAAGAGGUUACCGUACCAUAAAAUAAGAUGCUUGGCGAAUAACCCAGCGGCAAGGGCUGGGGCUUCAACCACCAAUUGGAAUAAGGUUGGGACGCAGACCUUUCCGGAGCCCAAUCAACAAAAUGAAGAAGUGUGGGAGCUCCCAGAGCACAAUCAACAAAAAGAAGAAGUGUGGGAGCUUCCGGAGCCGAAUCAACAAAAAGAAGAAGAGUGGGAGCUCCCGGAGGGUCCAUCCAGGAGCUAUUUGGAUCAACUCCCACCUUUAAAAAUAAAGCCUAGAAGGAGAAAAAAUAAAAUGUUAUGUUGAUUAAAAAAUUAUAAUUUUCCAAUUUUUAUUUACCCUUAUAUUACACAUUAAAAUUAUAGUUAAAACUCAAAGGUAACUUUAAAAAGUAUAAUAUAAAUACAAAUAGUAAUUAUCAAGCCUCCAAAAAUAUUAAUUGUAAGAAAAAUGGAGCUAGUCCAAAUAGACUUGUCUGAACAAGUCGGAUGACGUCAUAAAUAUUAAAUUCAUAUAUCCAAUUUUGGUGCUUUCAAUAAGAAUGAAUUUCAAUAAUUGCACAAUCCCUUCCCUUUAUAGUC
Brassicogethes aeneus is the source of this 862-nucleotide messenger RNA. Lineage: Eukaryota; Metazoa; Arthropoda; Insecta; Coleoptera; Nitidulidae. The record is from the annotation of a GenBank genome assembly.